AUGCCUCUAUCUCUUAUGAAGAAGUUACAAAUCAAUGAGCUGAGAUCCACGGAUGUAAUCGUCCAAUUGGUAGAUAAAACUCAAAAGAAGGCUGAAGGAGUAGUUGAAAAUGUAUUGGUGAAAGUAGGAAACUACUUCCUCCCCACUGACUUUGUUGUUAUGGACAUGGAGGAAAGUUACCUUCAUCCCAUUAUUCUUUGGAGACCAUUUCUAGCUACUGCUAGAGCCCUGAUAGAUGUGGAACAAGGAGAGUUAAUCCUGAGAAUACAUGAUGAACACCUUACCUUCCAUGUGUUCAAACCUACAUCUGAGUCUGAGCCAGAACCUAAGGAGUCAAAGAAUGAUCACAGCAACAUAUGCAUAAAAGGAAGCAACAUUAAAUCAGCAGCUGAACCACUGAAACAGUCUUUGGUGAACAGGCAAGAAGUUCAAGAGAUACAGCAACCAAGAGAACUUAAGAAGGAACUGAAGCCACGAGAGUUGGAAGGAGCAGUUAAUGAGGAAGCCCCUGACACAAUGGUCACUAGAAAACUAUUGAAAGAAGAGAAAAGAGUUGAGAAGAAAUUGCCAAGAGAAUGGAGAAAUAAGAAGAUUCCUACAGAGGGUUUCUCCCCUGGAGACAAGGUAAUAUCAGCCCACCAUCAACCAACACCACCCUAA
Arachis ipaensis is the source of this 660-nucleotide messenger RNA. Lineage: Eukaryota; Viridiplantae; Streptophyta; Magnoliopsida; Fabales; Fabaceae. The record is from RefSeq and is a predicted model, not a curated record.